GUAGCACAACUCUCGCGAUAACUCGAAACACAUGGCCGCCCACAGUGUUUACAACUCGUAAUGAGCUGGUGAAUGGAAACAAAGUCCUUAAGUAGAAGGACGUCGCAUAGACUUAUAUGUUACUCGUACACUCCGGCUGUAAGUGAAACUUUAAUACCGUCGAGGAGAAACGUGUGUAUACCCGAGCAGAACCAAAGGACAAGCGAGCCACAACACAGGCUAGUGGGUGCUGUGAUGUCCUCGACCCCCAGCAGACUCAAACACCCACACUGCAGGAAGAAGCACUAUCCUAGUAGCACUUACCUCACCCACGUCUGACAGCCAACCACUGCACACAAGGCACUUGGACCCCAGGUAGAGGACUUGAUAGAAGAGAUUGAUAAACAGAGAGAGAUGUCUGACUCGGCUGGAAGUGGUGAAAGUGGAGGUGUGGCAGGUGCCGGGCAGGAUGCAGAGGCGGAUAAUGAGCCCCCGCAACAGGCCCCACCUUUACCUCAAAGUGACCACUUAGAGGUGGGGGAGACCUCAGAGUACGGGGCCCCUCCGGCUGCCAAGCGGCUCAAAAUGAGCGGGAAUGAACAGGGGCUGGGACAGGUCACGGAGUCUAUCAAGAUGCACGGAGAAACACCAGCACAGGCUGGCUUGCUACUGGCGGACCCAGCCCCACCAGCACAAGGAGAACCACCACAAUGUGAGGAGAAAGGUCAAGAAGGGGAAGAGGUGCCUGUUAGUCGGGGAGGUGUAGAAGAAUGCCAUGAGAAUGGUGAUGGAGGCCAUGAUACCCACUUGGAAGAAGGAGAGACGAAACCAGAGGAGGAGUGCAAUGCCAACGGAUCUGCAGGCAGCCCCAGUGAAGGACAGCACCUUGGUUUAGAUUUUACCCAGAACCCCCAGAUGCUGACUGGUUCCUGGACUGAGUACUCCAGCCUCCCAGAGAAUUACCUGAAAGGCUGCAAAUGGGCUCCAGAUGGUUCCUGUAUCCUGACUAACAGUGCAGACAACGUGCUCCGUGUGUACAAUCUCCCUCCUGAGAUUUACAGCUACAACUGGGACUUGCUUCCAGAGAUGAGUCCAGUCCUGAGGAUGGCAGAAGGAGAUACCAUCUACGACUACUGCUGGUACCCCAAGAUGAACUCCCUGGAUCCGGACACAUGCUUUCUAGCCAGCAGUAGCCGUGACAACCCAGUCCACGUAUGGGAUGCAUUUUACGGGGAGGUCCGAGCCAGUUUCCGACCCUACAAUCACCUGGAUGAGCUGACAGCAGCUCACUCCCUCUGCUUCUCACCUGAUGGCACACAGCUCUACUGCGGCUUUGACAAAACUGUCAGAGUCUUCUACACUGAGCGUCCUGGCAGAGACUGUGAGGAGCGGCCCACAGUAGUGAAGAAGCAAGGCCAAAGUGGCAUCAUCUCCUGCUUUGGCUUCAGCCCUUGCCAAUCUGUUUACGCCUGCGGCUCUUACUCCCGCUGCGCUGGCCUCUACUCCUGCCAAGACGGCACCCUGCUGGCUCUGCUGCCGACCCGCCACCACGGAGGCCUCACCCAUCUGCUCUUCUCCCCUGACGGCAACUACCUGUACACCGGCGGGCGCAAGGAUCCAGAAAUCCUGUGCUGGGAUUUAAGAGAGCCGGGAAAGGUUGUGUUUUCACUUAGGAGGAACGUUUCCACCAACCAGCGCAUCUACUUUGAUCUGGACCUGUCAGGCAGAUACCUGCUGAGCGGCGACACAGAGGGAGUGGUGUCGGUAUGGGACACCCAGACAGCUCCUCCUGAUGGUAAUGAGGAGUCACUGCAACCUCAACUGAGGUUCCAGGCCCACUGGGACUGCACCAACGGCAUCAGUAUUCAUCCCUUCAUGCCAUUGCUGGCGACCUCCUGUGGCCAGCGGCAGUUCCCCUGGCCGGGCGACAGCGAGGGCGACUCGGCCUCCGACGGUGAGGGAGGUGAGGCUGUGAUGUCACCGCAGGAGAUCCGACAAGACAACACCCUGAGUCUGUGGUGGGCUGGACCACUCAGCCCUGCCGCAGAGGAGGACCAGGAGCCGACCGUGGCGGCGGCGGAGGCCUGAGGCUCUGUUAGUUCAGCCAGCUGACACAAAUGGAGUUACACCUGCCAUGCGAUGUUUAUUUUGGGGGUGUUUACUGUGGAUAAAACUAAUUAUGACUCAGUCUGAUUCUUUUUUCCAUCAGCAACAUGAAAUCCUGAGGUGGAAAAGCAUUACCAGAUCAUCUCUUAAAUAGCCAGUUUACUUACAUGUUACACAUUUCCACACAGUCCAAAUAAAUUUCUGAAAUUGAAUCUUAACAUAUCACCUGCAAGUUUACAAUUAGUACAGUAAUCAGAAGAGUUAAAAUGAAAGGAUUAUGAAACAUUGAACAUUAGGUCAGUUCAGAACAGACUUUCAGGCUUCUGUGUUUGAAGACUUCAUUGUUUUAAUGCCAGUUUGGCAAAUAGGAAUUGGAACUAUAUGCUAAGACUGUGGUCAGUCCUAAAAGCAGGGAGGUUUUAUUUAAAACCUUAUUCAGGUUGAGACAAAAAGUUGGUUGCGUAAGAAGUGGAUUGGGGCCUAAUAUUUCCCAGUUUUGUUACUGAAGAGAAAAUUGUUUGGGGUGUUUUUUUUAUUUUUUAAAGAUGAAUAGUAAUGAAUCUUUUAUGAAAUCCUUGUUUACCUAUUUAUGUGGAAUCCUUCGAGAAUCGGAUGAAGUUGGUUGAAUUCAAAGUCUUGACUGUGGUGUGAAGCGGCCCAGUGUUUAUCUACUGAUCGCACCUCCGAUCUGAGUUGUAUUUGUGGGAGUGUUUGUUUACGCGUGUGUGGCUGUAACGCUGCCCCGGAGAUUCUUACCUGCUAUAGUUACAGUAAGUGCCAUUUGUUCUCGAGCUUUGCUUUUGUAAACCGAUGGGAUCUCCUGUUUUUACCUUCUUUUUUAAACUUUGGACGCACCAAGUCGUGUCGCUCUGUGCAUGCCCACAAAAUGUAUAUUUUUGUAAAGCCAUGAUGUUAAUUCUAGUUUUCGAAUGUAUACUCUGUAAGCAGCUAGCUUGAUUACUGUAACCUCAUAACAAUCUGUGAAAGUCUUUAAUUAGUGGGUGAACCUGGAGCGAUGUCUAUUAUUUUUUCUACAGGAUGUGCUCAGAUUACAUUUGUACCUGUGUGAGUGAUCGUGUGGCAGCACAAAACCCAUUGUGUUGAAUAAUUGCAUUAAUAAUGUACUGCGGUGAUUUGCUCAAUGCUUAUGUUGCCAUCAGUGGGGUGUGCUUUGCUGUAGGGUUUCUGUGCAAGUUGAUCAGAGGCUCAGCACACUCCAACCCAAAGCCUUGUAUCUUUAGACACUGAUAAAUCUAUUAAUUUUGACGCCUCUGCUGAUUCAGGUUUCACUUCUUGGAACUCAAAUUUGUUGCCAAGCAAUAGUAGCUACAAUCUGGUAGCUAUUAUUGCACAAUAAUAUACAGAUUUAUGCUCUACCAGGAAGCACUAGGAACCAUGUAGGCCUUGAUGUCAUGCAAAUCUCUAGAUAGACGGCUGUGUCUGCAACAGGUGGCUUUCUGGUGGUUUUAUUCAAGCAGGAUUGAAUUAAAAGCAUAUCUCUUCACAGA
Lates calcarifer (barramundi perch) is the source of this 3593-nucleotide messenger RNA. It is a transcript of the gene wrap53, whose product is annotated as WD repeat containing, antisense to TP53. The transcript is spliced from 11 exons. Gene Ontology annotation, cellular component: Cajal body. The record is from RefSeq and is a predicted model, not a curated record. Bases 394 to 2067 code for a protein of 557 amino acids. Gene Ontology annotation, biological process: Cajal body organization. Gene Ontology annotation, molecular function: RNA binding; protein binding. NCBI's taxonomy places the organism in Eukaryota, Metazoa, Chordata, Actinopteri, Centropomidae.